Messenger RNA from Photinus pyralis (common eastern firefly), 1964 nucleotides. It is a transcript of the gene Stlk, whose product is annotated as STE20-related kinase adapter protein alpha. The record is from RefSeq and is a predicted model, not a curated record. The transcript has 7 exons. Gene Ontology annotation, molecular function: protein serine/threonine kinase activator activity; ATP binding; protein kinase activity. NCBI's taxonomy places the organism in Eukaryota, Metazoa, Arthropoda, Insecta, Coleoptera, Lampyridae. Gene Ontology annotation, biological process: protein phosphorylation. Bases 726 to 1862 code for a protein of 378 amino acids.
UCCAAACUAAAGACAACACCCUUGUGUUUGUGCCGUGUGAGAUGAAUGGAUCAUGGUACUUUGACCGGAACUUUGCUUAAGAUGGGAGGCCAUGGCUAACCCAGCAUUGGUCAAUCAGCUGUCGUCGGAUCAGACCGCCUACUGGGUGAGCAUUUGGAGGGCUAGCAGCAGUGGACAGUAGGCUGUUCUCGAAUGAUACCUCUUGGCCUGUUUUCUGCUACCCUUUAGAAUUUAUAUUCUCCCAGUAGCCCUGGCGUCUGGAUAGACGUCCCCUUGUUGGGCUUCGGGGUGGGUGGGGAGCUGGGAGGACGAAAUUUCACGCAUAUCUGACAUGUGUACGGACACCAACCAACUUAAUAAACCAGAGGCAGCGCCCCCAGGAUACCCCUCAAACCACGAAAGCUCAUCUCUGGCGCUGAACAGAGAAGAGAAGAAAGAAGGUCAGGCUGGCUGUCCUUCCUAGGCUCCACAAGGCUGCACUCUGGAUCCAGGGGCACCUGACAACCUGGUUGGCGGUCAAGGGGACUCCAAGAGCUUUAUUGUUUGUUGUUCCCUGCGUGCAUGAUACGAAUGUAUGAGAAAUGUCUUGUAUGAAAGUUGAUAUCAAAGUUUGACAUCUGGGUGUAAUUAUAACCUGCAAAUUUGAAAUUGAGGUUUUUCUGUUUUAAUUUUGAAGUCUAAAUAAAUCAGUUAGUAAUUAUAUCCAAACGCGAGGACGUUUUUUUAUGCCCACUAGGGAAGACAUUCCAAGUGUUGAAGUACCUAAAGAAAUUCGAUUAUUUCGAACUAGUCUAAUUGCAACGGUAACCAUGAUGGUUAGUUAUGAAACCAACAUUGACCACUACAGCACAAUUUCUAUACUAUCGCAGUGUUGGGAUGGUUUCGUAAAUGUCUUACUGGCAAAGCAUACACCCUCGGCUAAACUGGUUGCCAUCAAAAGAUAUAAUAUGGACAAACUUAAGGAGGAUUCAUAUUUAGUUGAACAUGAAAUUAUUUUAACAAGACAGUUGCAGCAUCCUAACAUCAUUAAGUACUUUUCUUCGUUUGUGAAUGGUCCGGAAGUAUGCGUGAUUAGUCCCUUAAUGGCUUUCGGUUCCUGUAAAGAUCUCUUAGAUACGCAUCAUUUCAGUCAAGGUUUACCUGAGAACGCCAUCACUUUAAUACUCAAAGAUGUGUUGGAAGGUUUAGAUUACAUUCACAGAAAGGGUAUUAUACAUAGAGCAAUAAGAGCUAGUCAUAUAUUGAUAUCUCGAAAGGGUAAUGCAUGUUUGUCGGGUCUAAGAUAUGCGUGCCCUAUAAUCGAGCAGGGCAAAUGGCAGAAACAGAUUCACACGUUUCCGAUAAAUGUUUCGAAAAAUUUAAACUGGCUCAGCCCGGAAGUAUUAGAACAAAAUCUGCUAGGCUAUAAUGAAAAAUCUGAUAUUUAUAGUGUCGGUGUUGUUUUAUGCGAGUUGGCGAACGGUAGUGAGCCAUUUGCGGGCAUGGCCACAACCUUAAUGCUUGUGGAAAAGGUUAGGGGAGCCGCUCCCCAAUUAUUGGAUUGUUCCACUAUUUCCAGAAAUGAGAAUAAUGAACUAAACGGUUUUUCGCAUAAUCAGGCGAAUAGAAGGUUUAGCGAGGGUCUACACCAGUUGACCGCCUUGUGCCUACAAAGGGAGCCGUUGUGUCGACCAACUGCAGCACAGUUAUGUAACCAUUCGUAUUUAAAAGUCAGUCGGAGGGGCUUAUAUUUGCCGGAUUUGUUGAAACCAGUUUUGCCAUUGAGCGAUAGAGUUGCUCAUAAUACAGAUGAUUUAGCAAACUUGGACACAAUUCACAAGAUGUCAAAUUUGGAUCUUUUCACCUGCGAAUGGGAUUUCUAACAUAUGGGUCCUUUGUAGUUAUUGUUGAUAGAUAAUAAAUUAAAAUGUUUUAACGCAACAUAUUUUAAUGAAACUAAUAUACAGUAUACAUUUUUAAUACAA